UGCGGCUGGGCCAGCGAGUACGACUACGUCAGCUACCAGUCCGACCUGGGCCCCUACCCGGGUGGGCGCUUCUACGCCAAGCCCCACCAGUGCGUGGCCAUCCCCGCCGACCUGCGGCUCUGCCACAGCGUGGGCUACGACAAGAUGGUGCUGCCCAACCUGCUGGACCACGAGACCAUGGCCGAGGUGACCAGCUGGGUGCCGCUGCUCAACAAGAACUGCCACAUGGGCACCCAGGUCUUCCUCUGCUCCCUCUUUGCCCCUGUCUGCCUGGACCGACCGGUCUACCCGUGCCGCUGGCUCUGCGAGGCCGUGCGCGACUCCUGCGAGCCUGUCAUGCAGUUCUUUGGCUUCUUCUGGCCCGAGAUGCUCAAGUGUGACCAGUUUCCUCAGGACGAUGUCUGCAUUGCCAUGACGGCUCCCAAUGCCACUGACGUCUCCAGGCCCAAAG
Molecule: messenger RNA, 451 nt
Organism: Fulmarus glacialis (Northern fulmar)
Lineage: Eukaryota; Metazoa; Chordata; Aves; Procellariiformes; Procellariidae
Product: secreted frizzled-related protein 1-like
Biological process (GO): canonical Wnt signaling pathway; non-canonical Wnt signaling pathway; negative regulation of canonical Wnt signaling pathway
Molecular function (GO): Wnt-protein binding
Source: RefSeq, a predicted model, not a curated record